Argentina anserina (silverweed cinquefoil) is the source of this 1025-nucleotide messenger RNA. RefSeq names its product probable F-actin-capping protein subunit beta. NCBI's taxonomy places the organism in Eukaryota, Viridiplantae, Streptophyta, Magnoliopsida, Rosales, Rosaceae. Gene Ontology annotation, cellular component: cytoplasm; F-actin capping protein complex. The record is from RefSeq and is a predicted model, not a curated record. The transcript has 8 exons. Bases 54 to 821 code for a protein of 255 amino acids. Gene Ontology annotation, molecular function: actin filament binding. Gene Ontology annotation, biological process: barbed-end actin filament capping; cell morphogenesis; actin cytoskeleton organization.
AACAGUCGGACUAAAAUCUCUGAGGAGAGAAAAGAAGAAGAAGAAGAACGAAAAUGGAAGCAGCGAUGGGAUUGAUGCGAAGAAUGCCUCCGAAGCACAUCGACACCGCUCUCUCCGCCCUCCUCUCUCUUCUUCCUCAGCACUCCUCCGAUCUCCUCUCUCAGGUCGAUCAACCCCUCCAGGUUUUGUGCGAUGCCGAGUAUGGCAAGGACUUCAUUCUCUGCGAGUAUAACAGAGAUGCAGACUCGUACAGAUCACCGUGGUCAAAUGUGUAUCAUCCACCAUUGGAAGACGGCAGCCUCCCAUCCUCGGAGUUGAGGCAACUUGAAAUUGAAGCGAACGACAUCUUUGCUGUUUAUCGUGACCAGUAUUAUGAGGGUGGAAUUUCAUCUGUUUAUAUGUGGGAGGACGAUAAUGCAGGCUUUGUAGGCUGCUUUCUAAUAAAAAAAGAUGGCUCCAAGACAGGGCAAGGUCGGAGAGGUUAUUUGCAGGAGGGAGCAUGGGAUGCUAUACAUGUUAUUGAGGUGGGUCCAGAUGAGGAAGGAACAACCAAUUACCGUUUAACCAGCACUGUAAUGCUAUCGUUGACUACUGAUAAUCAGUCAUCUGGCACAUUCAGUUUGUCUGGUUCACUUAGAAGACAGAUGAAUAUGAGACUCUCACUUGAAGAAGGUCAUCUGUGUAACAUGGGGAGAAUGAUAGAAGAGAUGGAGGGUAAGCUGCGAAACUCACUAGAUCAGGUUUACUUUGGGAAGACGAAAGAAAUGGUUUGCACUCUAAGACCUCCAGCUGAAGUAGUGAUGAGACUGCCUAGUAGCUAAGGUGGCUAUCACAACUGAAAUAGGGAAAACUUACUCAUAAGUUUCUCAUAUUUGCUUCACAGCGUGACAUAUAUAUUUGUGUACUUGGUUGAUAUGUUAUACUUUGUGUGAUAUUCCUUUUCUACUUGAUACCUUACUCUGCUACUUCACAAAUGAGGUGUAUGGUUUUGUUGUUAAUUGGAAGCGCCACAUGGAUUCUGGUUC